AAUAAUCUCGUACCUCUCUCGUUUGCGUUGCAGAAUAUGGACGUAGCCAAGGCCUCCGAGCGUCUUCUCAAGUUAGCGAUACCGAAUCAUCUAGUGUGGCUUUGUUUUUUCUACUUGACAUUUCACUCCCUUUUUAACCUGAUGGGUGAAUUGCUGCAUUUCGCGGAUCGCAAUUUUUAUUGCGAUUGGUGGAACGCAAACAACAUCGAUACCUUUUGGCGAACUUGGAACAUGCCGGUGCAUCGUUGGGCUGUGAGACACCUCUAUAUUCCAAUCGUAGAGAUGGGUUAUAGCAAAACUACGGCGUCGGUGACCGUCUUCUUCAUCAGCGCUUUCUUCCAUGAAUAUCUCGUCAGUGUACCUUUGAAAACGUUCAAGAUAUGGGCCUUCAUGGGUAUGAUGGGACAGAUACCACUGUCGGUGUUGAGCAAGAUGGCGGAGCGAUACUGCGGCGCCAGAUGGGGCAACAUCGUCGUAUGGGCGAGCCUCAUCAUCGGGCAACCACUUUGUAUAAUGAUGUAUUAU
Molecule: messenger RNA, 525 nt
Organism: Nylanderia fulva
Lineage: Eukaryota; Metazoa; Arthropoda; Insecta; Hymenoptera; Formicidae
Source: RefSeq, a predicted model, not a curated record